AUGGCACGGGCUCGACUCCCAGAAGAAGAAAGGGACGCAGGCUACUGCCAACUGUUCGUCGAAACUCUCCACGAGCAAGCCCUAACCUGGUUUUCCCAGUUAGAAGAAAACUCCAUCGGAAGCUUCCGCGACUUGUCAGCAGCUUUUCUCAAGACUUACAUUAUGUUCACCAAGCGCAGCGCUACUGCCUCUAGCUUGUGGAACCUCAACCAAACCAAAGACCAGAGUCUUCGCGACUACAUGGAGAAGUUCAAAACCGUAGUCUCAAGGAUUGACAUUCCAGACGGUAUCGCCAUUGACGCCUUGCGGAACACGUUGUGGGUUCGUUCUAAAUUCCGAGAGGAUUUAUACCAAAACCCAACUACGUUACUCCAGGACGCUAUCGCACGAUCUGACAGCUUCAUCAAAAUGGAAGAAGAUACUAACGCCAUUCUCAGCAAGAUGAACGCACCCAAAGCGCCAGCGGCUAAAAACGCCAACACGCGACAAGAACCGCGCCAGCAUGCUCCAACCGACAAAAACGGCCGUAAAGACGGAUACAUGUAUGUCGUCAACGAGAACAACGUGCCGGUUUUAACUCUCGUAGUCCGCGGCGAGGGAUGGAACAAGUGGGUAAGGGAGCUCGAUUCGCCCGACAAACCAGUCGAUAGUGUUUGCACCACCCAACCUACAGCCGGAGCCGGGUCAGCAGCGGGGCUUUCCAGGACCGUCGAUCUCACCAAGCAUUGCAAAUAUCACGACGUCAAGGGACAUGAUACCACAUAA
This is a messenger RNA of Brassica oleracea var. oleracea, 765 nucleotides long. RefSeq lists its product as uncharacterized. The transcript has a single exon. The record is from RefSeq and is a predicted model, not a curated record. Lineage: Eukaryota; Viridiplantae; Streptophyta; Magnoliopsida; Brassicales; Brassicaceae. Bases 1 to 765 code for a protein of 254 amino acids.